CACUCCCUCCCUCAUUUUGCUCGCCUACCUCCGACCCCCUCUCUAUCCAGCUCCUCCUUUACUCCCCAGCCUCUUGUCAUCCUUCUCAUUUUCUCAUUAAAUGCGCCGAGAUACACACCUCAAAAAACACUGCCACCACAUCUAGUAGAAAUCGUUUUCUUGUCAGUUCAGCUCAUUCCCCCCCGCAGUUCUGCUCCCCAAAAGCCUCUCCCCUCAGGUGCCCUGAGCCUUCGCCGGCCCCGGAGCUCCUCCGCCGAUCGCCGCCGUCGCCCGCCGUCCGGCUCCACCGAGCGCGGCAGAGAGAAGGGAGGCGGAAUGAGCGACCUUCGCCAGUUCCCUGGCCUCGAGCCUCCUCUCUCGGCUCCGGCUGUAGCGUCUACUCUGGCUUAUGCUCUGCCUCAGGCGCCGUUGGCUUCUCCACAUGUACCAGCCAGAAUGGAUGAUCUCAGUGACUUUUCUCAACCAGAACCUCCUACAGCUGUCCCUGCUCAGGCUCUAGCUCCACCUUCAACUCAAGCUUCAGACCGAGCUCAGGUUUCCUGCCCUCCUUCGUGUGUUCCAGAGCAUGUGAGGUACAAAAAUCGGUUGCAGGAGUAUACGCAGAAGAUAAUGGUGCAUUUUCCUAUUUAUAAUACAAUAAAUGAAGGAUCUCAACAUGCACCGAGAUAUAGGUCAAUGGUAUUCGUGGAUGGGAAAAGCUUUACAUCUCCCAACACAUUUCCCCAAAAAAAGGAAGCUGAGCAAAAUGUUGCUCAAAUUGCAUUGGAACUUUUGUCACAAAAGAUGGAGGAUGAAGCCUGUCCUCUCAUCCAUGAGGAUACAAUUUUUUGCAAGUCUAUUCUGAAUGAAUAUGCAGCAAAGAUGAAUUUGGAAAUGCCAAAUUACACAACCAUUCAGCCACAAGGGGCAGUUUCAGUUUUUGUAUCUUCUUUGGUAUUCAAUGGUGUGACUUACACUGGCGAUGUUGGUAUAAGCAAAAAGGAGGCUGAACAAUUGGCAGCCCGUGCUGCCAUUCAAUUCCUAUAUGAUGAUAGCAAGUCAAAAAUAGUUCUUUUGAAGACGAUCAAGUCUAAGCGGAAACUUUAUGCUGCAUACCAUGAGACUAAGUAUUCAUGUCCUGUUGGAGCGAACAUGGGAGGCAAUUCUGAAAUCUCAGAUACCAAGCAUAGAGAAGGUUUAUCUUCUGGGCCACCUAAUUAUAUUCUUGGUUCAGCUAUUCCCGAGGCAUGCUCAGAGUUACCUAAACCGCAUCAUUUGUUCCAAAUACCAAGAGCAGUGGCUGUAGCAUCCUCUGCAGUGGAGAAUCCGUUAAUCUCCUUUGUUCCUUCAAUUACAGAACAACAGCCUAUUGCUGCUACGAAUUCUGGUAAAAAGCGACGCAAGAACAAAUAAAAGGCCAACAAGAAACUGUGUGUUGAUCCUCAGUUACCCAAUGCUGUGAUGCUUUUUAACCAAGCUCCGCCUUGUUCUGUUGCACAGUAGAUGGAACGAAUGCAUGGGCUUUCUAGUUAGACAUUAGCAUUCGAGGCUUGCCACCUGGGCUCUCUCUCUUUUGAGUGGUAUACGAGCUUCUUUGUAACUCGGAUUUGUAAUGUCAGACUGGAUGUGACGUCCAUGUAUAUUAUGGUCAGUAGUAAAUGCGGAUCCUCCAACGCCUGUUGAGUGAAAGGGAUUUGUGCCUUUUGAAUUUGUAGUCCCAUGGCUAAUUAUCUAAUUCUUUUGUAUUGUUGUGGGAUUAUGAUAUUACAAAGGUGCAUGUCCCAAAGCUGGCACUUUGUUGUGGCUAGAUUCUGACUUAGGAAGGAGAAAUGACCUGUUCAUGUUUC
Eucalyptus grandis is the source of this 1826-nucleotide messenger RNA. RefSeq names its product double-stranded RNA-binding protein 4. The transcript is spliced from 6 exons. Gene Ontology annotation, cellular component: nucleus. Bases 316 to 1392 code for a protein of 358 amino acids. The record is from RefSeq and is a predicted model, not a curated record. Gene Ontology annotation, molecular function: double-stranded RNA binding; ribonuclease III activity. Gene Ontology annotation, biological process: regulation of gene expression; rRNA processing. Lineage: Eukaryota; Viridiplantae; Streptophyta; Magnoliopsida; Myrtales; Myrtaceae.